Strongyloides ratti is the source of this 255-nucleotide messenger RNA. RefSeq lists its product as hypothetical. The transcript has a single exon. Lineage: Eukaryota; Metazoa; Nematoda; Chromadorea; Rhabditida; Strongyloididae. The record is from RefSeq and is a predicted model, not a curated record. The coding region runs from base 1 to 255 and encodes 84 amino acids.
AUGAAUUUUAUUAAAACUAAUAAAAUUUUUGUAGUAUUUCUAUUUCUUUACUUAUCAUUUAUUCAUUUUGGAGAAAGUUUUUUAUCAAGUUUGAAUUUAGAAAAUCUUAAUAUUAUAAAAAAACGUGGUUUAACACUUGGUGCUACAGUACACCUUGCUAAUCAAUUAGAAAAGUUAAAUGAAUACAAUAAAAAAGAACGUGUAACAAAACAUUAUAGAAAACCUUCUGAUCCAUAUUCUUAUGGAAGAAAAUGA